AAGGAGCGGCUUAAUAUUACCUUGCAGAGGGAUAAUUUGAGAAGAGAGGGCUUGGCUCCGAAAGCGACGCAAACAUAGAGGCGUGGUUCAACCAAAUCAACCCUCGCCUAUUUGUCGCUGCCCCUGAGGGCGUGGUCUGGGUGCUGCUUCUCGGAAUGAGGGCGGGCCGAAUCGCGUUUUUCCUCCGCGUCGGAGGCGUCGCUUAGGGUGGGCCCUCGAAUCGCCGUUCAGCGAUUGGCCGCCUCGCUAAUGGGUCGUGGCCAGACGGGCCGUCCAUCCCCAGUGCGGUCACUUCCUGUGGAGUUUCCCCAUCCCUGGGAGGAGGGAGGAGGGGGAAGAAGACGAGGGGGAGGAGGGCGGUCGUCCGGGGUUAGGUUGAGGGGGGGCGUCGGUCCGUUCUGGGCGGGGGAUGACUCACAGCCCAUCCCAUCUCCCCGACGCCGCCCGCCCGCGCAGUGCUAGCUCCAUGGCUUAGCGGAGGAGGCGGCGGUGGCGAGCUGGGGGGAGGGGGGACUCUUAUUUUGUUAGGGGGACCGGGCCGAGGCCCGACCGGCCUGGCAGGGCUCGCCCGGGGCCGGGCGUCAUGUCUCAUGCGGCCGAACCAGCUCGGGAUGGCGUAGAGGCCAGCGCGGAGGGCCCUCGAGCCGUGUUCGUGCUGUUGGAGGAGCGCAGGCCGGCCGACUCGGCUCAGCUGCUCAGCCUGAACUCUUUGCUUCCGGAAUCCGGGAUUGUUGCUGACAUAGAAUUAGAAAACGUCCUUGAUCCUGACAGCUUCUACGAGCUCAAAAGCCAACCCUUACCCCUUCGCUCAAGCCUCCCAAUAUCACUGCAGGCCACACCAGCCACCCCAGCUACACUCUCUGCAUCGUCUUCUGCAGGGGGCUCCAGGACCCCUGCCAUGUCGUCAUCUUCUUCAUCGAGGGUCUUGCUGCGGCAGCAGCUAAUGCGGGCCCAGGCGCAGGAGCAGGAGAGGCGUGAGCGUCGGGAACAGGCCGCCGCGGCUCCCUUCCCCAGUCCUGCACCUGCCUCUCCUGCCAUCUCUGUGGUUGGCGUCUCUGCUGGGGGCCACACAUUGAGCCGUCCACCCCCUGCUCAGGUGCCCAGGGAGGUGCUCAAGGUGCAGACCCAUCUGGAGAACCCAACGCGCUACCACCUGCAGCAGGCGCGCCGGCAGCAGGUGAAACAGUACCUGUCCACCACACUCGGGCCCAAGCUGGCUUCCCAGGCCCUCACCCCACCGCCGGGGCCCGCAAGUGCCCAGCCACUGCCUGCCCCCGAGGCUGCCCACACUACCGGCCCCACAGGCAGUGCGCCCAACAGCCCCAUGGCGCUGCUCACCAUCGGGUCCAGCUCAGAGAAGGAGAUUGAUGAUGUCAUUGAUGAGAUCAUCAGCCUGGAGUCCAGUUACAAUGAUGAAAUGCUCAGCUAUCUGCCCGGAGGCACCACAGGACUGCAGCUCCCCAGCACGCUGCCUGUGUCAGGGAAUCUGCUUGAUGUGUACAGUAGUCAAGGCGUGGCCACACCAGCCAUCACUGUCAGCAACUCCUGCCCAGCUGAGCUGCCCAACAUCAAACGGGAGAUCUCUGAGACCGAGGCAAAGGCCCUUUUGAAGGAACGGCAGAAGAAAGACAAUCACAACCUAAUUGAGCGUCGCAGGCGAUUCAACAUUAACGACAGGAUCAAGGAACUGGGCACUCUCAUCCCUAAGUCCAGUGACCCGGAGAUGCGCUGGAACAAGGGCACCAUCCUGAAGGCCUCUGUGGAUUAUAUCCGCAAGCUGCAGAAGGAGCAGCAGCGCUCCAAAGACCUGGAGAGCCGGCAGCGAUCCCUGGAGCAGGCCAACCGCAGCCUGCAGCUCCGAAUUCAGGAACUAGAACUGCAGGCCCAGAUCCAUGGCCUGCCAGUACCUCCCACUCCAGGGCUGCUUUCCUUGGCCACGACUUCGGCUUCUGAGAGCCUCAAGCCAGAGCAGCUGGACAUUGAGGAGGAGGGCAGGCCAGGCGCAGCAACGUUCCAUGUAGGGGGGGGACCUGCCCAGAAUGCUCCCCAUCAGCAGCCCCCCGCACCGCCCUCAGAUGCCCUUCUGGACCUGCACUUUCCCAGCGACCACCUGGGGGACCUGGGAGACCCCUUCCACCUGGGGCUGGAGGACAUUCUGAUGGAGGAGGAGGAGGGGGUGGUGGGAGGACUGUCGGGGGGUGCCCUGUCCCCACUGCGGGCUGCCUCCGAUCCCCUGCUCUCUUCAGUGUCCCCUGCUGUCUCCAAGGCCAGCAGCCGCCGCAGCAGCUUCAGCAUGGAGGAGGAGUCCUGAUCAGGCCUCACCCCUCCCCUGGGACUUUCCCACCCAGGAAAGGAGGACCAGUCAGGAUGAGGCCCCGCCUUUUCCCCCACCCUCCCAUGAGACUGCCCUGCCCAGGUAUCCUGGGGGAAGAGGAGAUGUGAUCAGGCCCCACCCCUGUAAUCAGGCAAGGAGGAGGAGUCAGAUGAGGCCCUGCACCUUCCCCAAAGGAACCGCCCAGUGCAGGUAUUUCAGAAGGAGAAGGCUGGAGAAGGACAUGAGAUCAGGGCCUGCCCCCUGGGGAUCACAGCCUCACCCCUGCCCCUGUGGGACUCAUCUUUGCCCAGGUGAGGGAAGGAGACAGGAUGAGGUCUCGCCCCUGUCCCCUAGGGACUGUCCUAGCCAGGUCUCCUGGGAAAGGGAGAUGUCAGGAUGUUGCUCCAUCCUUUGUCUUGGAACCACCAGUCUAGUCCAUCCUGGCACAGAAGAGGAGUCAAGUAAUGGAGGUCCCAGCCCUGGGGGUUUAAGCUCUGCCCCUUCCCCAUGAACCCUGCCCUGCUCUGCCCAGGCAAGGAACAGAAGUGAGGAUGAGACCCAGCCCCUUCCCCUGGGAACUCUCCUGGCCUUCUAGGAAUGGAGGAGCCAGGCCCCACCCCUUCCCUAUAGGAACAGCCCAGCACAGGUAUUUCAGGUGUGAAAGAAUCAGGACCAGGCCACCGCUAGUGCUUGUGGAGAUCACAGCCCCACCCUUGUCCCUCAGCAACAUCCCAUCUAAGCAUUCCACACUGCAGGGAGGAGUGGUACUUAAGCUCCCCUGCCUUAACCUGGGACCAACCUGACCUAACCUAGGAGGGCUCUGAGCCAACCUUGCUCUUGGGGAAGGGGACAGAUUAUGAAAUUUCAUGGAUGAAUUUUCCAGACCUAUAUCUGGAGUGAGAGGCCCCCACCCUUGGGCAGAGUCCUGCCUUCUUCCUUGAGGGGCAGUUUGGGAAGGUGAUGGGUAUUAGUGGGGGACUGAGUUCAGGUUACCAGAACCAGUACCUCAGUAUUCUUUUUCAACAUGUAGGGCAAGAGGAUGAAGGAAGGGGCUAUCCUGGGACCUCCCCAGCCCAGGAAAAACUGGAAGCCUUCCCCCAGCAAGGCAGAAGCUUGGAGGAGGGUUGUAAAAGCAUAUUGUACCCCCUCAUUUGUUUAUCUGAUUUUUUUAUUGCUCCGCAUACUGAGAAUCUAGGCCACCCCAACCUCUGUUCCCCACCCAGUUCUUCAUUUGGAGGAAUCACCCCAUUUCAGAGUUAUCAAGAGACACUCCCCGCUCCAUUCCCACCCCUCAUACCUACACCCAAGGUUGUCAGCUUUGGAUUGCUGGGGCCAGGCCCCAUGGAGGGUAUACUGAGGGGUCUAUAGGUUUGUGAUUAAAAUAAUAAAAGCUAGGCGUGUUUGAUGCGCUUUUAACUUUGGCAAA
Molecule: messenger RNA, 3740 nt
Organism: Pan troglodytes (chimpanzee)
Lineage: Eukaryota; Metazoa; Chordata; Mammalia; Primates; Hominidae
Gene: TFE3
Product: transcription factor binding to IGHM enhancer 3
Exons: 10
Coding region: 584-2311 (575 amino acids)
Biological process (GO): humoral immune response; regulation of osteoclast differentiation; positive regulation of DNA-templated transcription
Cellular component (GO): nucleus
Molecular function (GO): RNA polymerase II cis-regulatory region sequence-specific DNA binding; DNA-binding transcription factor activity, RNA polymerase II-specific; protein dimerization activity
Source: RefSeq, a predicted model, not a curated record